UUGUCAGUGAGUUCUGCGGGAGCACGAAACUCACCGAGCAGGGAUGAGACGGAAGAGAAAAGAAGACGACGUUUAUCUCACAAGUUUGAUGAAAUUCACCUGCCGAAUUUGGAAUAUGUUUAUUUUUCCAAAGUGGUGGAUUUGUAUCGUUUUUCUGACAGGUGCCCUCCCUCCUGGCUGUUUGGGGGUUAAUGUGUUUGUGAGAGACGAGAAGAGGUAUGCCGUGCUGUUCCAGUCGGUGGUUCUGCCAUGUCACUACAACAGCGUGUCCACGCAAACCCCCGUGGUGCAGUGGGUCUACAAGUCGUACUGUCGAGACCGUACACGGGAUUCUUUCAGUUUCCCAGAAAGCCUGGGUGGAGGUCUGGGAGGAGGGGGGAUGACAGGUGGAACAGGCGGCGCUGUUGGAGGGUACGAGAAUGCGAUGACGGCAAGCUACCUUGACUGUGCUGACAGCAGCCGGACGGUCCGAACUGUGGCUUCCAUCUCUGGCUCCUCCAUCACACUGUCAGAGUAUUACAAGAACAGAGACAUCUCCAUCAUCAACAAGGCAGACCUUCGCAUAGGAGAGGUCCAGUGGGGAGACAGCGGAGUUUACAUCUGUAAAGUGGUGAUUUCUGAUGACUUAGAGGGACAGAAUGAAGCCUCUGUGGAGCUGCUGGUUCUUGGUUUUUCUUGGAUGCCUGAAGAUCUCCUGCCAGACUUUGAUUUGAAGAUUAUGCCAGAGUGGGUGUUUGUUACUGCGGUAGCACUGGGCAGCCUCUUAUUCCUGUUGUUGGUUGGGGUUUGUUGGUGUCAGUGCUGUCCUCACUCCUGCUGCUGCUACGUCAGCUGCUGGUGCUGCCCGGACACAUGCUGCUGCCCUCGACACUUAUAUGAGGCAGGCAAGGGUAUAAAGACUGGCACCUCCACCCCUCAGUCACCGACAUACCCUCCAUAUUUUGUCACGGGCGUCCCAACAAUGGUUCCCAUUGCCCCGCCAUCCCUGGUGGACAAGAUGUCUUCGGUCACCCCUUCUGAUGGCAGCUUACUCACAGCAGUGCCGAUGCAUGCUGUAGGGGUUCCCUACCGCGUGGCUACACCUCAGGAUCAGGACUCCCUCAGGGUGCUUCAGUAUGUAGAGAAGCAACUGGCUCACUUCAACCCUGCCAGGUCCAUCAGCCACCAGUCCUGUAACCUGUCCGAGCUGAGUUCCCUCCAUGAGGGAGAUAACAGCUUCCGCCAAACAUAUCGAAAUGUCCAGCAAAAGGCUCUGCCCGCCAUCCCUGACCGCGACCCUGAGCCUGAACCACAACGAUACCGUGACAACCGCAGCCCGGAGCACCAACGCUACCGGGAUGAUCCCCCUUCGCCUCGACGGUAUCAUGACAACCCUGACUCAGAGCAACGCCGCUGCAAGGAAGAGCCCCUUCCUCCACGCCGAUACAGUGACGACCCUCCACCCUCCUCGCAGCCGCACAGAGCUGUCCGAAAUCAACGGCAAAAGAAUCACAGCGAUGACGAGAACCACAAGAGGUGGAACCCUCGAUCAGAACAUCUGCAUAGAAAGACGUACCGCUCUGAAGGACGAACCGGCUCACUGGAUGAGCUGAAGGAGUUUGCUGCCUCAUACAAGCAGAGAGUGAGAGGGGCGGAGAAAAGAGAAGAAGAAAGGGGCGAAUACGAAAUGGAGCUUCUGGAGUUCAGUCGAUAUCCUUCCUACCGAGACUGCCCUGCUCAACAUUAUCACAGUGAUGAAAAUGAGCUCGAGGAGUACAGUGACCGUGAAGGUAAUACUAGACGAAACAAGAAAAGCAGACACAAUAUAAGCCCGCUCUCUUCCCCUAAAAAGAGAAGAGGCACUUGGGACAGCGAGCGCCCUGCCCCACCUCCUCCCAGAGUCAGUCCUCCAUCGAGUUCUUCUCAAGAGAAGGAUUACGACAGCACGUUCCUAAACAAGCUGCUGGAGCGCAAGUCGAAGCUGCGAGGGGUCAGCCCGGGGAGGAGUGGGGCCCGGGGCGAGGAGGAUUCAGACACACCCUCAAAAGGAAGCUCCAAAAAGAGCAGCGGGGAAUCCAACCGUCACUGCAGUCGCUCUCCUAGUAACAGACCUGAGGUAGAAUCGCUUCCUUCUUAUGCAGAGACAGAGCGAAGCAGAACUGACAGGCCAUCUCCACUGCAGCUCCAUGCAAACACUCACUCAUCUCCAGCUCCGACACACUCUCAGCCCAGUCGCAGAGAGGAACCCAGAGACAAGAGCCGCAAAGUGGUCAGGUUCAGAUGCUACCACAGUGAAAGCUAGAGUACUCUACUCAGCCGGGACUCCCUCAUCGUCUGAUCAACUGAAACCGUAAAGGACUUAUAACUUAAAGCAGACUGUCUUCGUGGACUGCAUGUCGGCAAUAAAAGAUGAUAGCAAUAGGUUUGGAUUGCUAAACUUUGCAAAGUACACAUUACCUUUGUGGAAAGCUGAAUGAAGAAAUGAACAGUUUGUGGAUACUUUUACUUUGGAGACUGUUCCUGGAGUUCCUGCCUGUGACGUCGCUGAAUGAUGAAGUCAUCAACAUUCGGUUUCUGUCACCGGCUGCCUCAUACAUUUGUCAGCUGGCCUAACUCUGAACUAAUGCUGGCCGGUUGUAUGACCUGGACUGUCCCUCCCAGCAGGACGCUGUCCAUCUCCCCUUGUCUCUUUAGAAAAGGCUCUGAAGCGCAGAGACGCGCUUUACGCUUCCAGCACAAUGAGUGCAUUCAUUUCCAUCUGAUGGGAUUCAGUAUCUGCAUUAAAAUAGCCCAGUUGUUGAGAAGAAGGUGUAUGACAACACCAUUAUUGUAAAGGACAUAUUGUAGCUCAAGUUGUUAGACACAAUGUGUCAUUCAGUAACAUGUUUAGUAACUAAAACACCUAACUCAGACGGCUUUUAAAGGACAUUUAAAUGUUGAUUUAAGCGAGACGUAGAGGUCAACAUUAACAGUAUUAUUUAUAUCUACAGAGAAGGUUGACAAAAUAAUGCUACCAUGGAAAAGGAAGGUAACCUUGUUAGAGCUGCAACAAGCUUUUUUAUAAACAAUAGAUCAAAGGACUGCCCUUACAUUUCCACUGUGCAAUCCACUCUCUCUUCGUCCACUCAGAAGCCAGUCCAAUUUUUACUUCUGCUUUUAUUCCUCCUUUUUCUCAAUGGGCACAGACUCAGGUGAAAUAAGUGCAACAUGCAUGCAGCUGUGCUGGGUAAAGUUAAGUCCAAUGUCAUCUACUCCAUACAACAUUAAUCCGCUCUAGAAGCAGCCUUGCAAAGUAUAAAAUGUAUUCAUUAUGAGCAUAUACUGUUUAAUAAAUUUGUUUUUAUGGACAUAAUAACAAAGGAGGCACAUUGUGUGUGCCCAAACAUGUUCAAUUUCAUGACAUCUACAGAGUAUUUCAAACUCAGAAAGCUACAGUGAACACUAAUAAGAGUGUAGAGGAGUAGUGCAGACCCGCUCCUGACUUAAUGUGACCCACAUUAUUUGCAGCAUUUGCAUUAACUAAGUAAAGUCAAAUAACAUUGUUUUUCCUACCCAGUAUGUCAGCGUUUAAAUGUGUUAGUUUUGACAAUUUAACAGUUUUCUCAGAAGGGACUAACACUUGACAGUUUGGGGUUUUUUGUUAACCUUUAGGGUGUUGCCCUGCCACUUGCCUUCUAUGAUUGUUGUGCUACAUUAUGAGGUUUUUUUUUGUGAUCUAUUUAUGUGUAUUGUGUGAUAAAUGAUCAUGUUUGCCUAAACUUUUCAGUGUUACUAUGUACAUACGAUCAAGUGUCUUUGAUUUGAUUUAAUGACAAUAAUUCAGCCCUGUUUUAGAACUAUGCUGACUCCAACUCUAAACCAACAACUUCCUGUGUUAUAACAAGACACAUUCACACACUUCUUUAACACACACACACACACACACACACACACACACACACACACACACACACAUCUUAGCUGACUAAGUUCUAAUUUGAUCAGUAUAAUUUUAAUGUUAUUCUCAAAUGACCCCAUGAGGUAUUUUGUUCUUCCUGCCUCCAUGUUGCCUUAAAAAAAGUCAAACGUC
This is a messenger RNA of Labrus bergylta (ballan wrasse), 4048 nucleotides long. RefSeq names its product immunoglobulin-like domain-containing receptor 2. Lineage: Eukaryota; Metazoa; Chordata; Actinopteri; Labriformes; Labridae. Gene Ontology annotation, cellular component: membrane. The record is from RefSeq and is a predicted model, not a curated record. Gene Ontology annotation, biological process: pancreas development.